GGGAGGAACCCGGGAAACUGGCGUCCCGCUGAGGCCGCGGAUUGGGCGGCGGAGAGCACAGUACUCACGGGCCUGGGCGGGCUCUGCCCGGCGCCGGCGUCCUCUUCCCGGGGCAGGCGUUCCCCUGGGAGUCGGCCGGGCAGGGCCAGAGCUGCCCUGAGCAGGAGCGAGAGGCGGCCCGGCCGCUCCUCCUGGCCCGGCGCGAGCCCAGCGGCUGGCAGGGCGGGGAGCAGAAGAGAGAAGUCCGGGCGCCGCCGGGGAGCCCCAGGAAGGGGUCGCUGGAGAAGGAUGGUGCUGACGGAACAACGCGCUCUCUUCCACUGAAAACUUCAAAAAAUACAUCCUUCAGAACAUGUGACCUUCUGGGCAAAGGGUCGCAGAUCAGAGUCUCAAAUAAACAGGAUUAAAUCUAAGUUGCAGAAGCAGAGAGAGCAGAUUUACUACAGAACUGGGAAACGUGGAGCGGAAUUGUUAUUUUCAGAGUAGAAAAAUCUUGUGGAGAAUGAAGACGCUGACACUAGGUUUUACACGAUAUGCCCACGGGCGGGAAGAAUUACAUUUUCCCAGAAGCCCCUGAGUCUGGAGCCCGGUGAGCCCUCCUUCCUUUGUUCACCUGGAAACACCUGCAGUAGGAACCCAAGGAUUCCCGGCUAACCGGUACACGCCAAGGACGGAAGAUGUAACCACGACAGACUUCCAGGCAGGAUGGAGAGACUUGCAUCUAAGAGCAUAAACAUCUCAGAGUGCGUGGGAGCUGAUGGACUGUUAAUCCAUGCAACUCCUAGAGGAAGCUGAAGAAGGCAAGGAGAUGGAUUCUCCUCUAGAGCCUGGGGAGCGGCGUGGAGGACUCAGCCCAGCCAAACAUCCGCAGCCCAGUGACACCCACCUCAGACUUCUGCCCUAGAGAACUGUCCGCAGAAAAACAUUCACGAUCAUAAAUUUAGAUGACCAAGAUGGAUAUCCGGGGCGCCGUGGAUGCUGCCGUUCCAACCAACAUCAUUGCCGCCAAGGCUGCAGAAGUUCGUGCGAACAAAGUGAACUGGCAGUCCUACCUUCAAGGGCAGAUGAUUUCUUCCGAAGACUGCGAGUUCAUUCAGAGAUUUGAAAUGAAAAGAAGUCCUGAGGAGAAGCAGGAGAUGCUUCAGACGGAAGGCAGUCAGUGUGCUAAGACAUUUAUAAAUCUGAUGACUCACAUCUCCAAAGAGCAGACGGUUCAGUACAUCCUCACCAUGGUUGAUGACACGCUGCAGGAAAAUCACCAGCGCGUUAGCAUUUUCUUUGACUAUGCUAAACGUAGCAAGAACACCGCCUGGUCCUACUUUCUGCCCAUGUUGAAUCGCCAGGAUCUCUUUACUGUUCAUAUGGCAGCAAGAAUUAUUGCCAAGUUAGCAGCUUGGGGAAAAGAACUGAUGGAAGGCAGUGACUUAAAUUACUAUUUCAAUUGGAUAAAGACUCAGCUGAGUUCACAGAAACUGCGUGGUAGCGGUGUCGCUGUUGAAACAGGAACAGUCUCUUCAAGCGAUAGCUCUCAGUAUGUACAGUGUGUGGCCGGGUGUCUGCAGCUGAUGCUUCGAGUCAACGAGUACCGCUUUGCCUGGGUGGAAGCAGACGGGGUGAACUGCAUCAUGGGAGUUCUGAGUAACAAGUGUGGCUUUCAGCUCCAGUAUCAGAUGAUUUUUUCUAUAUGGCUCCUGGCGUUCAGUCCUCAGAUGUGUGAACACCUGCGACGCUACAACAUCAUUCCUGUUCUGUCCGACAUCCUGCAAGAAUCUGUCAAAGAGAAAGUGACAAGAAUCAUUCUUGCAGCAUUCCGGAACUUCUUAGAAAAAUCAACUGAAAGAGAAACUCGCCAAGAGUAUGCUCUGGCUAUGAUUCAGUGCAAAGUUCUGAAACAGUUGGAGAACUUGGAACAGCAGAAGUACGAUGACGAAGAUAUCAGUGAAGAUAUAAAAUUUCUCUUGGAGAAACUUGGUGAGAGUGUCCAGGAUCUUAGCUCAUUUGAUGAAUAUAGUUCAGAACUUAAAUCUGGAAGAUUGGAAUGGAGUCCUGUGCACAAAUCUGAGAAAUUCUGGAGAGAAAAUGCUGUGAGGUUAAAUGAGAAGAAUUAUGAGCUCUUGAAAAUUUUGACCAAACUUCUGGAGGUGUCCGAUGACCCACAAGUCUUAGCUGUCGCUGCGCAUGACGUUGGCGAGUACGUUCGGCAUUACCCGCGAGGCAAGCGGGUCAUCGAGCAGCUCGGCGGGAAGCAGCUGGUGAUGAACCACAUGCACCACGAGGACCAGCAGGUGCGCUACAACGCCCUCCUGGCCGUGCAGAAGCUCAUGGUGCACAACUGGGAAUAUCUUGGUAAACAGCUCCAGUCUGAGCAACCGCAGGCGGCAGCUGCCCGGAGCUGAACGGGCGCUCGGCCUCGGGGUCUCCAGCCGCUCCUUCACCUGGGGCAGAAGACCUGGAGUGUGAGUCUCAGUGAUUAGGGUCAAGAACAAACAAUUUCUCAUUUUACGUGUCAUUUUCUUCUGUUGUGUAGCUUUCCCCAGUGCUGAUUUCAACACGAGUGUUUGCCCAUUACUUUGUAUUAAAGUAGGCGCUUCCUGUAUCUAAGGAAAAUAGUACUGUUACACAUACUGCUUGUAACUUCUGUAUUUAUUGUUCUCUGGGAGUGAAUGUAGAAUUAUUAAACGAUUCUCACUCCAAGUAUGUUCUUGUCUUUCUUUGUUCCUGACUUGGCCUUUAACACAAAUACCUCUUGUCCCAACCAAAUUAGGAGAAUUGUAUUUGCAAAAUAGUGAAUGGUAAAUAAAUGUUUUCAAAUUA
Mesoplodon densirostris (Blainville's beaked whale) is the source of this 2814-nucleotide messenger RNA. RefSeq names its product ATPase H+ transporting V1 subunit H (gene ATP6V1H). The record is from RefSeq and is a predicted model, not a curated record. The transcript has 17 exons. Gene Ontology annotation, molecular function: proton-transporting ATPase activity, rotational mechanism. Bases 945 to 2396 code for a protein of 483 amino acids. Lineage: Eukaryota; Metazoa; Chordata; Mammalia; Artiodactyla; Ziphiidae. Gene Ontology annotation, biological process: proton transmembrane transport. Gene Ontology annotation, cellular component: lysosomal membrane; vacuolar proton-transporting V-type ATPase, V1 domain.